Messenger RNA from Salvia miltiorrhiza (redroot sage), 1979 nucleotides. RefSeq names its product inositol-tetrakisphosphate 1-kinase 3-like. NCBI's taxonomy places the organism in Eukaryota, Viridiplantae, Streptophyta, Magnoliopsida, Lamiales, Lamiaceae. Gene Ontology annotation, biological process: inositol trisphosphate metabolic process. The record is from RefSeq and is a predicted model, not a curated record. Gene Ontology annotation, cellular component: cytoplasm. Gene Ontology annotation, molecular function: ATP binding; magnesium ion binding; inositol-1,3,4-trisphosphate 6-kinase activity. Bases 513 to 1637 code for a protein of 374 amino acids. The transcript has 10 exons.
AGGCAAGUGUUUUCCACGUCAAGCAGCGGCAGCGCGUUCUACAGUUUACCCCUCUCCUUGUCUCCCUCUGUCUCUCUCUCUCUGUAUAUAUAAGAUCGUAUGGUCUAUCUAUCCACGCACAAACAAUCAGUACACAUGUUUAUAGAUACAAAUAGAUAGAGACACAUUAAUUCGCAUAUUAUAUAUAUGUAUAUGUGUAUGUAUAUGUAGUUCCCAGUUGGUGUUCGUCUUCAUCGCUCCACGCGUUGCAUUUCACCUUUCACACUUCUACGCUUUGCUCUACAACUCUACGCGUCUCUCUCUCUCUACCCGUUUAUUGCCUAAAUCUCCGCUCUCUCCCUCCAAUUCCAGCCCCAUAUUUCCAUUCUUCACACAAUCUGACACUUGCUACAUUUCCAGAGAAGCCGCGGCAGCCUCAUUAAGAAAUAAAUCAACGUGAACGAGGCAAAUUUCACGAAUCCAAACAAUUUUUUUAUUGGCUUUGUUGGAAGAAGGGGAUUGAAUCUCGGUGUAUGUGUUUGAAUAGUAUACGUAUAUACCUGUACAUAUCUAUAUUUAGGUCAUCGGUGUUGGGGAUGAGGAUGGGUGGUGAGAUAGCCUACUUUAAAGAAGAAAACAAGGACGAAGAGGUGAUAAAAGACAGGGAGCUGGAGGACGAGAAAAUGGUGGCGCAGAUGAGAUAUUCGGCGGCUGCGAUCGGUGGAGGCUUUUCUCCGCCACCGUCGACGAUGAAGGUUGUGGUCGUCGGCUACGCCCUCACUUCUAAGAAGAUUAAGAGCUUUCUGCAGCCCAAGCUUGAAGGCUUAGCUAGGAACAAAGGAAUUCUAUUUGUGGCUAUUGACCUUAGUAAACCACUUUCAGAUCAAGGUCCCUUUGACAUUGUGUUACAUAAGUUAUCUGGAAAAGAAUGGCAAUGCAUACUUGAGGAUUAUCGGAUAACACAUCCCAACGUCACUGUUCUUGAUCCUCCUGAUGCCAUAGAGCAUGUGUACAGCCGUCAGUCUAUGCUCCAGGUUGUUGCUGAGCUGAAUCUGUCAGACCCCUAUGGAAAAGUGGGUGUACCCGAACAGUUGGUUAUCAAGAAAGAUUCAUCAUCUAUUCCUGAUUCUGUGAACAUGGCUGGGUUGAGGCUGCCGCUGGUGGCAAAGCCAUUAUUUGCAAAGUCACAUGAGCUGUCUCUGGCAUAUGACGAGUUGUCCCUCCAAAAGCUUGAACCCCCGCUUGUUCUGCAGGAAUUUAUCAAUCACGGAGGCGUGCUCUUCAAAGUUUAUAUUGUUGGGGAGGCAAUAAAGGUGCUCAGACGUUUCUCGUUGCCAGAUGUCAGUAAGCGUGAGCUGAAAACGACUGCAGGUGUUUAUCGUUUCCCUAGAGUAUCUUGUGCUGCUGCAUCUGCUGAUGAAGCGGACUUGGAUCCUCAUGUUGCUGAACUCCCUCCAAGACCGUUACUUGAGAGACUGGCUAAAGAACUACGACAUCGGCUGGGUCUCCGGUUGUUUAACCUGGAUAUGAUUCGUGAGCAUGGAACUCGAGACCGUUACUACGUGAUAGACAUUAACUAUUUUCCAGGAUAUGGGAAGAUGCCCGAAUAUGAGCAUAUAUUUACAGAUUUCCUUUUGAGCCUGGCUCCAAGCAAAUGAAAAGUCUAAAAUCUGGCAAGAGGUUUCUUGAUGAUGUAUAAACGAGCUCGUGCUGCACAAGAUCCAAAACAAAACCACGUAGCAGUUAAAAACCGAAGGCGGUCCCUGCUGUGGUAAGUGAAAAUUUGUUCCCUUGUUGACGAAGGUUGUCGGCGAUGCCGUGGAGUGUCCCAAUUUUUGUUCAUUUUUUCAUGUGUUUUUCCUAAUUUCACCACUUUGUAUGUUUUAUGUGGUGAGUCUUGAUGUUUAGAUCAAGUAGCCAUUCCCGUCUCCUUGUACAUCCUUCUUUUAGAGAAGCCGCAUGUAAAGUCUCUUUAUAGUUUAGCAUUUCAUCGCGUCUCA